AUGGAACUUCUUAAAAAACAUGAUCCUAAUGCCUCCUUUUCAAGUCUAAAUAUGGAAAAGAUAGAAAAUAUGAGUACAUCAAAUGAAAUAGAAGAUGAACCAAUAAUUGUUCUUGGGGAAGAAUUUGAUCAAUAUGCUAUGAUUUUUGAUCGAUACAAGGAUUCAGAAAUAUUUGGUGAAACAGGGUUACUUUCAAAAUAUUAUAUGUACGGUCAAAAAAGGAUGGAUACAUUAAUGGAAUCUGAACAUUAUCAAGACUCCCCAGAAAUCGAGCAGUGGGAUUUAGAAUGUAAAACAUGGGAUCUUAUCCAAAGAUUAUAUUCUCAUCGUGUACAAAAAUCACACGAAUUACCAAAUAUUCAUGAAUAUUCAUCAAAUGUAAUUUUAGAAGAAGCAUUUUAUAUUCAAACUCCAGAAGCUAUGGAGAAUACGAUUAUACUAAAUUGGUUAAAAGAUAUCUUUCCAGAACCUCCACUAUUAGAAAUAUCAGGGAAAAAAUGGUUAUAUACAAGAGAAAGCAUAAGAAUGAAAAGACUACAAAGAAAAACACUUAAAGAAGAUCAAUUAAUUGAUGAAUUAGAUCCUGAUGCACCAACGAGACAACGAAAACUUUUAGAUGAUAAAGAUUUUGAAUUUGAAAGAAAAUUUUUACGCAAUUUAUUUUUACUUAUAAGAUCAGGAGAUUUUGAUAAAGCAUGUGAUAUCUGUAAAGAAACCGGUAAUUUUUUGAGGUCUGCAAUUCUUCAAGGAUGUAUUGAGUAUAGAGAUCCUUUAAUUGAUAAUGAUAAUUCAGAAUUGGGUGUCAUGGGAACCAAAAGAAAGCAACUUUGGAAAAAAAUGUGUUAUGAAUUGUCUAAGCAAACGGAACUAGAUCCUUACGAAAGAGCUUUAUAUGGUGCUUUAUGUGGCGAUCUUCAGUCGGUACUUGAAGUUUGUGAAACAUGGGAAGACUAUUUAUGGGCAUAUUGUAAUUCUAUUUGUGAAUAUCAGAUAACUAUGAAUCUUAAACAACUUGGAAAAAUUAAACCAUCUCAAGUCGUAAUUAUUCCAAAUGUUGAUUCCAUUUCUCUACCUUCUAUUUUGGAAAAUUUAAUUCAUAGUGAUAAUGAGCUUAUAAGAAACGAUGCAAAUGAACCAAUGAGAAUUAUUCAAUCGAAUAUUAUAACAUCGAAAGUUGAUGAAUUAAUUUUAAAUUUGAAUACGCAGUUACAGGAUAUUAAAAAUGGGACAAGUUCUAUAGAUAUAACGUCAGUUCCUUCUUUUUUAAGAUUUGUUGUUCAUUUUAUUUUAUUAUUAAGACAUACAAAUAUAUCAAUUGAUCAAAAUAAUUGCAACAGUUUAAUACAAGCAUAUAUAGAGUUGUUGGCUGCAGGUGGUAAGCAAGACAUUGUUCCAUUGUAUGUGGCUCAACUUCCUCAUGAUAUGUCUAUAGAAAUUUAUGCAAAGUUUUUAAGUAAUAUUAACGAUGAUCAACAACGUAUAGAUCAGUUGCAUUUAGCUGCUAAAUAUAAACUUGAUAUAUUAAAUUCAUUAAGAAGAACUGUCGAUAUUGUUUAUUCUACAGCAUUGAUUAAUGAUGAUAUUUUUAAUUCUUUUACCUUGGAAUUAGUACCCAUCACUAGUACACCAUCUGAAUGGGACUUGCAUCAGAUAAGAGCUUUAGAGUGGAUGAAGUCUUCAGAUGAUUUGAAAUAUGAUAUUAUUUACAAAAGCAAUAUUCUUUACAGACGUUUUCUCUUAAGAGGAAAACUAAAUGCUGCACAAACCCUUAAUUUAAGGUUGUCUUCGUCAGUAUUAAUAACUAAAGAUAUGGUAGAAAGCGAAGAUAGCCCUGAACAAGAUAAAAAAUUUAGACAUGCAACAGAGUAUUUAGGUUAUUCUUCUUUAUGUAUUGGGUAUAUGAGAUAUGAAAACUGGAAAAAUAUUAUGUCAAACGGCUUAAAUGAUAUUAAAAAUAAAAUAGACUCUACUGAAAAAAGACAGUGGAAAUUAGAUGUCCAAAGAGCAGUGGAAGAAUGCGUUACAACCUUCUACGAGCUUAUCCAAGGAAAUUGGCUGCACCCAAGCACAUUCUUUGUAUCCGAGUCUGAAGAUCCAAUUAUAUACAACGAACUAGUGAAAAUAAGAAAUAUUUAUAUACCCGAGCUUGUUUGUCUUCUGCAUAAAGUUUACUACGAUACUCAUACGCUUUUUCCAAGAAAUUUGCACGCCUGCAUGGAAUUGUCCUGCAUUGUGGCCGAUGAUGAAAAAAAGAUAUACGAGGCAUUCCUGCUGACCCACCGCAUGCCCCAGUACCUUAAGCUGCUGCGCCAGGCUUCAAUAGCCAUGCUUGGCUCCCAUCACUCCCAAUCCGCCGACUCAUUGUGGAACAUAUAGCCUGUAUUCUACAUUAUACAUAUUAUACACUUAUACAUACUAUACACUUAUAUAUAUUAUAUAUUAUACACUUGUAUGUAUUAUACAUAUUAUACAUAUUAUAUAUACUAUAUAUAUUA
Pneumocystis jirovecii RU7 is the source of this 2495-nucleotide messenger RNA. RefSeq lists its product as uncharacterized. The transcript is spliced from 18 exons. Gene Ontology annotation, molecular function: structural constituent of nuclear pore. Bases 1 to 2376 code for a protein of 791 amino acids. Gene Ontology annotation, cellular component: nuclear pore; nuclear pore outer ring. NCBI's taxonomy places the organism in Eukaryota, Fungi, Ascomycota, Pneumocystomycetes, Pneumocystales, Pneumocystaceae. Gene Ontology annotation, biological process: mRNA export from nucleus; regulation of DNA-templated transcription; protein import into nucleus. The record is from RefSeq and is a predicted model, not a curated record.